GUGCUGGGGAGAGCGCGCGGGGAUUGGCUGCUUUAUUUUAGCGAAGCCUGCAAGGACCAAAAAGGGACGAAUUAUUUUUGGGGGAACGAAGGACCCUUUGCCCACAGCGGAACAUUUCUUAGCGGUUUAUUUUUAGGAAUGUUUGUUUUUGUGCGUUUGUUGAGUUAAAACAGUGCACUGUCUCUCGACUCUGCCAUACACUGUCAUUACGUGAAGCUUUGUUUAAAAAUGUAAAAUGGACUGCCCGAGUCCUUGUUUUACGCUGCACACAGGAGGGUUUUUUCCCUUUGCCUGCAGUCAGUUCUCGAGCCCUUUUAAAUUAUCUGUGUUUACGGCUAAAUAUAAGUUCCUCAGAACUCUUCGUACAACACUCACGGCUGCCAAAUUAUGUCUGUGCAGAUGCUUUUGGCAGCGCGGAGCCACUGCGGGUCCUGGUGACAGCAAUGUAAACUUGGAGUCUGCAGAGUCUCACAAGCCCUGUAAAAUGGAGGAGCUGUACAAGGACACCCAAAACCUGCCCAUGGACGUUACCAGCUCGCCUUCCACGAUCGCCAACAACAAACUCGAAAACGGGGUCGCGCAGCUGAUAACGGCGGAGGCCUGGAACAUCAACUCGACGGACCUGAUGAAGAAAGCGCUUUCCCCGCUGGUGACGGUGCCCGCUCCCUCCAUCCUCACGCCGCCGGCCGAGUCGCAGAGCGGGGUGGCGCUCAAGGUGGCCGCCACCGUGCUGCAGCCCAUCUGCCUGGGGGACAGCCCCGUGGUGCUGCCCAUUCACCUGCAGGUCGCCGGCAGCGCCACGCCGCCGCAGGAAUCAAAGCCCUUCGACUUCAUCCACCAGCGGGAGUUUUCCCAGCUCAAUCGCCACACGGUCAUCAAGAUGAGCAACGAGAACGAGGCCCUGGACCUCUCCAUGAAAACGGCACCCUUGCUCAAGGCCAGCAAAGCCAGCCUGCAGGUACCGCCAGAAGACGGGGCGUUGGACCUGUCGCUGGCGUCGUGCCGCAAGACGGGCAGUAGCGGGGGCCACGCUGAAGCAGCCGGUGCCAUCUGCUCCGGCUCCAUGCUGGACAGUGCCGCUCAUGCCGUGCUGGACAAGCUCUCCAGCGCGACAACCCCCUUCACCUCUUCCAAACCACACGAAACCUCAGCCAAGGUCGACGGCCGGAUCAUGGGUAACAGCUCGGCCGAGCUCCUGCGACAGCAGCAGAAGUGGCUGGGGGGGCGCAGAACAGCCUGUGAGCCAAAGGCCGGCAAUAAUAUCGAGAUAGUAAGCACGUCACAGACAGCCAAAGUGAUAGUGUCCGUCAAAGAUGCUGUGCCCACUAUUUUCUGUGGCAAGAUCAAAGGCCUCUCGGGAGUAUCCACUAAAAACUUUUCCUUCAAAAGGGACAUGCCCCAGGACUCUGUGCUGCAGUGUUACGACGUGAAGAACCAGCCGGAGCCUAGGGAUAACGCAGAAGCUCUUAGGAAGCCCGUAAAAAACAGGAGUGUAAAGUUAAAGAAAAUGAACUCGCCAGAAAUACAUAUUCUUCCAAUCAAAAAGCAACGGCUUGCUGCCUUUUUUCCAAGAAAGUAAAUUAUGGGUUUUUAGAAUUUUAAGAUUAUUAUGAAAAAAAUAAUAAAAAAGAUGCACUUGGUUUUAAACUCAUUUAAAACUUUAAACUAUCUUUGUAAGUUAUUUUUGGGGGAAGGGGGAGAGGAUCAGAUGUAGAUUCCCUAUAAGCUGGGCUUUUUUCUUUUGUUUUUUGUUAUCAAAUUUUGACUUUUCAUGAAAAACUGAAUAAAAAGCAACCUAUUUUUCAAGCAGAUUGCACAUUUUGCAGCUUUAAUGGAAUAAUGGAUGAGUCAGAGGGGUAAGAGCUAUUUUCACUGCCAUAAAGUGCUUUGAUGUAAUUCUUCAUAACAGUUAGAAUGGAAAUUUCAAAAUAAAUGUUUGUACGUGCUAA
Molecule: messenger RNA, 1949 nt
Organism: Struthio camelus australis
Lineage: Eukaryota; Metazoa; Chordata; Aves; Struthioniformes; Struthionidae
Source: RefSeq, a predicted model, not a curated record